Molecule: messenger RNA, 2887 nt
Organism: Misgurnus anguillicaudatus (oriental weatherfish)
Lineage: Eukaryota; Metazoa; Chordata; Actinopteri; Cypriniformes; Cobitidae
Source: RefSeq, a predicted model, not a curated record
CUGCAGGGGAGAGAGCGAGAGAGAGAGAGCGAGCGAGCGCGCGGCCACUGGACUCCAUUAACGCGAAUCCCUCCAGGAGCUCCGCCGCUGGACUUUAACUGGUUUUCUUUCAGGAACCUUCCUCAUGAUAGGAUUAAACACACGACUGAAGGAAAGAAAACUCGCUUACUGUUGAAGUUCGGGACACUGAAGUGCUGUUUUGUGGAUUUGCGUCGCUGUAUUCGUGAAGGAUGGCGUUGGAUGGUAUACGGAUGCCAGAUGGCUGCUAUGCAGAUGGCACCUGGGAACUGAAGAUGCACGUCACUGACCUGAACAGAGACGUUUCAUUGAGAGUCACCGGGGAGAUUCACAUCGGUGGUGUGAUGCUCAAACUCGUGGAGAAACUCGAUGUGAAGAAGGAUUGGUCUGAUCAUGCCCUGUGGUGGGAGAAGAAAAAGACCUGGCUGCUGAAGACUCACUGGACUCUUGAUAAAUAUGGCAUUCAGGCCGACGCCAGGCUGCUCUUUACCCCACAGCACAAACUGUUACGACUUCAGUUGCCCAACAUGAAACACAUGAGGGUAAAAGUCAACUUCUCUGACCGAGUCUUCAAGGCCGUGUCUGACAUCUGCAAAACCUUCAACAUCCGCCAUCCGGAGGAGCUCUCUCUAUUGCGCAAACCACGCGACCCCAAGAAGAAAAAGAAAAAGCUGGAGGAGGCAGAGGAGGAGGCGUUGGAGCUGGAAGGACCACUGCUCACCCCUGGAUCAGCCUCUGAGGUAAUAUACAUUGGACCGGUGAAAGUUCUGUUUAGUGACACUAAUGGCCCGGAAAUGACUUCCCCUUUAACAUCCGAUAAGAGGAGCAUCUACUCCAGUCCUGGACUUUACAGCAAGACCAUGACCCCUACAUAUGACUCUCGUGACGGCAGUCCUCUGUCUCCCACGACAGCGUGGUUUGGAGACAGCCCGCUGUCAGAGGGCAAUCCCAGCAUCCUCGCUGUCAGCCAGCCCAUCACCUCUCCUGACAUUGUGGUGAAGCUCUACAAACCACAGUCUUUGUUGGACAAGGCCAAGAUCAACCAGGGGUGGCUGGACUCCUCCAGAUCACUGAUGGAGCAGGAUGUGAAAGAGAAUGAGGUUCUUUUACUGCGGUUCAAGUAUCACAGCUUCUUUGACCUCAAUCCUAAGUAUGAUGCCAUCAGGGUGAACCAGCUGUAUGAGCAGGCUAAAUGGGCUAUCCUGCUGGAGGAGAUCGAAUGCACUGAGGAAGAGAUGAUGAUGUUUGCCGCGCUGCAGUACCACAUCAACAAGCUGUCCAUCAUGUCCUCAGACAAUCAUAUGAACAACAGUGAGAAAGAGGUGGAUGAAGUGGAUGCUGCUCUGUCAGACCUCGAGAUCACACUAGAGGGAGGAAAGACCUCCAACACACUGGGUGACAUCACAUCUAUUCCUGAAUUGGCCGACUAUGUUAAAGUCUUCAAACCAAAGAAACUCACUCUGAAGGGAUACAAGCAGUACUGGUGCACAUUUAAGGACAUCACGAUCUCCUGCUAUAAGAGUCGCGAGGAGGCGCACCUCACGCCAGCGCAUCAGAUGAACCUGAGAGGUUGUGAAGUCACACCAGAUGUGAACAUCUCAGGUCAGAAAUUCAACAUUAAGCUGCUAAUCCCUGUAGCAGAUGGUAUGAAUGAGAUUUGGCUGAGAUGUGACACGGAGAAGCAGUACGCUCAGUGGAUGGCCGCCUGUCGUCUGGCCUCUAAAGGGAAGACGAUGGCAGACAGUUCUUAUAAUCUGGAGGUGCAGAACAUUCUGUCGUUCCUGAAGAUGCAACACCUGAACCCUGACCCUCAGAUCAUAGAGCCCAUCAGCACAGACAUCAACUCUGAGUGUCUGGUGUCACCACGCUAUCUGAAGAAAUACAAGAACAAGCAGCCAGGCUUUGUCAGGGACUUGAUUUCUGCCCGUAUUCUGGAAGCUCAUCAGAAUGUGGCACAGAUGAGCCUGAUCGAGGCCAAGAUGCGUUUCAUUCAGGCCUGGCAGUCCUUGCCGGAGUUUGGAAUGACCCAUUUUCUUGCCAAGUUUCAGGGGGGCAAGAGAGACGAGUUGAUUGGCAUCACUUACAACAGACUGAUCCGCAUGGACGCCAGCACAGGUGACGCCAUCAAGACCUGGCGCUUUAGCAACAUGAAACAGUGGAACGUCAACUGGGAGAUCAAGAUGGUCACGGUGGAGUUUGCAGACGAGCCCAGUCUGGCUUUUAUCUGUGCGGAGGUCGACUGCAAAGUCGUGCACGAGUUCAUCGGCGGUUACAUUUUCCUGUCCACGCGUGCCAAGGACCAGAACGAAUCUCUAGAUGAAGAGAUGUUCUACAAGCUGACCAGCGGUUGGAUCUGAGCGCUGCUCGUCCUUCAGCAUCAGGGGAGGGGAUUGACUUUAUUUUACUUUAACACUUCUUUUCUUUUUUAACUGCGCCAACACGGUCACAUCAUAUUUGUUACAAAACUGACGUGUUUGUUACAUUUUCGCUCAUGAAUGCGACACUAGCAGAAGAUCGUCGAGAUGUCAUGAGUCAGCGGAGAACGCUCUUGCUCUCUCAAAGACGUCGCCCGGUCAGAUUUUUCUCCAGGGCGGUUUACUGCUUCUCCCCAGCUAUUAUUACGCUGUCAGACUGAAGCAGUUUGUCACCCUUGUGCGUCGCUAGUGCGAUACCUUUCACCCUAAAUAGAAAUAUGCCAGCUUUUGCACCAAGAAAAUGCCAAUCUAUUUAUUUGUCACUAACUUGUGUAACAUUUACAUUGUGUUUCUGGAUAAUCGUUGGAUGUUGCGGUGAUCAUUUGUGCCUAUUAAUCAUUUAUAUGCUAACUGCAGCGCAUUAAUGUGAUGUCAUAGAGACACUACAGAAGGAA